AUGGAGCAACGAAGGCGUUGCCACGAUGUGUUCUGGUUAGGAUUAUUUGUGAUCCAAUUAAUUGGUAUGGGUUUUGUCCUUGUCAUUUUAGGCGUUAACAGAUUCAAGAAAAAGAACCGCCUUGACAUUGACAAGUACACAUACCGCUUCAUGGAAAAUCAAGCUGGUCUCACAGAGGAUUACUGGCCACUCUAUGCUGUUGCCGGCGGUGUUGGGACUGCUCUUGGAUGGAGUUGGUUGUUGUUGUUGGGUUCGCGUGCUAUCCAGAUGAUGAAGGUGUCUGUCCACAUUCUUACCACUUAUCUUGCUGUCGUCAGUGUUUUGUGUUUUUGGGCUCACCAGUUUUUCUGGGGUGUUGCUUUUGCUAUUGGAGCAGCUCUGCACUUUUUGUAUAUUAUUUCUGUCAUAGAUAGACUUCCAUUUACAAUGUUGGUAUUACAAAAGGCUGUGAAAAUGGUAUGGAAUCUUCCUGAGGUUUUGAGAGUAGCAUACGCGACUAUGGCUUUGGUGCUUUUAUGGAUGGCCUUAUGGUCAUUUGGAGCUGCUGGUGUUGUAGCUUCAAGCAUGGGUGACGGUGGACGCUGGUGGCUUCUUGGGGUCCUCUCCGUAAGCUUAUUUUGGACAGGUGCUGUGCUUUGUAAUACUUUACAUGUCAUAGUGUCUGGGACACUGGUUCGUGUUACUAUCCAUGGUAGUUGCGAGGCUGCACCAACUGCCACCAAUUCUAUCAUGAAAUCUUUACAGUAUGCUUUGACAACAUCUUUUGGCAGCAUUUGUUAUGGCUCGUUAUUCACAGCUGCUAUUAGGACACUGCGUUGGGAGAUAAGAGGAAUCCGGUCAAAGAUAGGAAGCAAUGAGUGUUUGCUUUGCUGUGUUGAUUUCCUUUUCCAUCUUGUGGAGACUCUUGUUCGAUUCUUCAACAAGUAUGCUUAUGUCCAGAUUGGUGUUUAUGGUAAAAGCUUUAACCAUUCUGCUAGAGAUGCGUGGGAGUUAUUUCAAUCAACUGGAGUUGAAGCACUUGUGGCUUAUGAUUGUUCCGGUGCUGUUCUGUUAAUGGGGACCAUAUUGGGUGGGCUGAUAACUGGAACGUGUUCUGGUGUUUGGGCAUGGAUCAAAUGGAGUGACAGAGCUUUUAUGAUUGGAUCUACAUCUAUGCUCAUGGGGAUGGUAUUGGUUGGAGUGGCAAUGGUUGUGGUGGAAAGUGCAGUGACAUCCAUAUAUAUCUGUUAUGCUGAAGACCCCUUAUUGAUUCAGAGAUGGGACAAUGACUUUUUCAACCAGAUUUCUGAGACACUGCACCAGCGACUUCAACAUAGGAGUUCACGUGCAAGGGAGGUUUUAACACACAGUCAUCUUGAUGCGCGUAUGCUAGAGAACACCCAAAUAUGA
Messenger RNA from Vicia faba (fava bean), 1389 nucleotides. Lineage: Eukaryota; Viridiplantae; Streptophyta; Magnoliopsida; Fabales; Fabaceae. The record is from the annotation of a GenBank genome assembly.